UUGAACUAUUCACGACUCCAUAGCGUCCCUAAAAUGGAUCAGAUCUCACCCAUUUCCCGAGUGGGUAGAACUCUUGAAUUUAGCUGGUUAAACUUGUAGAUAGGGAGAUGAGGGUAUUUGCUCCAACUUCGCUACCCCCUCCCCCAUUUCUCUGAGAUUUAGUCCUUCUCAGUACUUUCCCUCCAUAUUCCAAGUAUCUUUGGCUCCCUAAAAGCUCAUCCCUUCCCAACUCCGGCGUGGCAAAGCCCCCUCCCCAGGUACUUCGGGUCCACCUCCUCUCCCAUUCGCCCGGGGACCCCGCGAUCCUUCGGGCGGUACGCCCCCUCCGGGUCCACCGGUCUGGCACACCGGCCAAAGACGUGCAGGGGCUGGGUCGGGCUGUGGAGGGAGGGGCUGAGGCUGGGUCCGAACCCCGGCGGGCGGGGCCGGGAAGGGGAGGUGUAGGGGGCCGGACGGGGCGGAGCAGGCGGCAUUUGCGGCCGGCGCCGGGGUGGAGAGUUGUGCGCCGGUCCCUGGGCCUGAGCUCGGGCUCGGGCUCGGGCGCCUGCGAUGUCUCAAGAUGGCGGAGCUGGGCGAAUUAAAGCACAUGGUGAUGAGUUUCCGGGUGUCUGAGCUCCAGGUGCUCCUCGGCUUUGCUGGCCGGAACAAAAGUGGACGGAAGCACGAGCUCCUGGCCAAGGCCUUACACCUCCUCAAAUCCAGCUGUGCCCCCAGCGUCCAGAUGAAGAUCAAAGAGCUUUACCGCCGACGCUUUCCCCGGAAGACCCUGGGGCCCUCUGAUCUUUCUCUGCUCUCUCUGCCCCCUGGCACCCCUCCUGUAGGCUCUCCUGGUCCUCUAGCUCCCAUCCCCCCAGCCCUCUUGGCCCCCGGCACCCUGCUGGGCCCCAAGCGUGAAGUGGACAUGCACCCCCCUCUGCCCCAGCCCGUGCACCCUGAUGUCACCAUGAAACCAUUGCCCUUCUAUGAAAUCUACGGGGAGCUCAUCCGGCCCACCACCCUCGCAUCCACUUCUAGCCAGCGGUUUGAAGAAGCGCACUUCACUUUUGCCCUCACCCCCCAGCAAGUGCAGCAGAUCCUCACAUCCAGAGAGGUUCUGCCAGGAGCCAAAUGUGAUUAUACCAUACAGGUGCAGCUACGGUUCUGUCUCUGUGAGACCAGCUGCCCCCAGGAGGAUUACUUCCCCCCCAACCUUUUUGUCAAGGUCAAUGGGAAACUGUGCCCCCUGCCGGGUUACCUUCCUCCUACCAAGAAUGGGGCUGAGCCCAAGAGGCCCAGCCGCCCCAUCAACAUCACACCCCUGGCUCGACUCUCAGCCACUGUUCCCAACACCAUCGUGGUCAACUGGUCGUCUGAGUUUGGACGGAAUUACUCCUUGUCCGUGUACCUGGUGAGGCAGCUGACUGCAGGGACCCUUCUACAAAAACUCAGAGCAAAGGGCAUCCGGAAUCCAGACCACUCCCGGGCACUGAUCAAGGAGAAGUUGACCGCUGACCCGGACAGUGAGGUGGCCACUACGAGUCUGCGGGUGUCACUCAUGUGCCCGCUAGGGAAGAUGCGCUUGACUGUCCCUUGUCGUGCCCUCACCUGCGCCCACCUGCAGAGCUUCGAUGCUGCCCUUUAUCUACAGAUGAAUGAGAAGAAGCCAACGUGGACAUGUCCUGUGUGUGACAAGAAGGCUCCCUAUGAAUCUCUUAUCAUUGAUGGUUUAUUCAUGGAGAUUCUUAAUUCCUGCUCGGAUUGUGAUGAGAUCCAGUUCAUGGAAGAUGGAUCCUGGUGCCCAAUGAAACCUAAGAAGGAGGCAUCUGAGGUUUGCCCCCCGCCAGGGUAUGGGCUGGAUGGCCUCCAGUAUAGCCCAGUCCAAGAGGGCAAUCCAUCAGAGAAUAAGAAGAAGGUUGAAGUUAUUGACUUGACAAUAGAAAGCUCAUCAGAUGAGGAGGACCUACCCCCGACGAAGAAGCACUGUCCUGUCACCUCAGCCGCUAUCCCGGCUCUACCUGGAAGCAAAGGAGUCCUGACAUCUGGUCACCAGCCGUCUUCGGUGCUACGGAGCCCUGCUAUGGGCACGCUGGGCGGGGAUUUCCUGUCCAGUCUCCCACUACACGAGUACCCACCUGCCUUCCCACUGGGGGCUGACAUACAAGGUUUAGAUUUAUUUUCUUUCCUUCAGACCGAGAGCCAGCACUAUGGUCCCUCCGUCAUCACCUCGCUAGAUGAACAGGAUGCCCUGGGCCACUUCUUCCAGUACCGAGGGACCCCGUCCCACUUCCUGGGCCCACUAGCCCCCACGUUGGGGAGCUCUCACCGCAGCACCACUCCAGCACCCCCUCCUGGCCGUGUCAGUAGCAUUGUGGCCCCUGGAGGGACCUUAAGGGAGGGGCAUGGAGGACCCCUGCCCUCAGGUCCCUCUUUGACUGGCUGUCGGUCAGACAUCAUUUCCCUGGACUGAGUCCCCUGGAUUAUGGAACCUUCACUGCCUCCCAACACUGAGCAAGUAUGCUGUGGAGUCUGGACCCCUGGCUACUCUGACCCCUCAGGGGGCCUUUGGUCAAAGGCCAGAAAGAUCUUCAUGGACACCUGUUUUUGGCCUUAUCUCUGCCUGACAAGGCUAGCACCCAAAGGGUUAAUAUUUAACCUCUUUUUAAGGACAUUUGGGGUCUGUUUUUGGAAAUGCUGAUGUCCAGCACAUUCCUUUGGGUCUGUUAACCUAGGCAGUGGGAGGCAAGUGGGAAGGGGUGUGAGUUGGGGAAAGGGCUGAAUCCUCAGCCUUGACUGUCUAAAGCCUUGUGGGGAAGGGGCCUUUCUCAUCCCCCAGAUACCCCCUCCCAUUCCCCAAAGCCAACUCUGUUCCUUCCCCAUAUCCAUUGUCUCUUCAUGUCCAUUCCGUUCUCUUUGGCCAAACAGACAGGUGGAGUAACUGAGCUAGGCAGACACAUGGACAGAGAACUCUAUUUUGGGUUGCAGACUUUUUGUGCGUAAACAAGAAAAACCAAAAUACUCCAAAGAUGACUUUCCCUGUCUCCUGCUUCCCAGAGUGACUGAGGAGAAGAUAAGGCCUUAGCCCCGAUCCCCAGGGGUUUGGGAGAAGGGCUCGGCCAGUCGCCUGGGUUUCUAUUUAUAUAUUUAAGUUCACAACAUGCUUAUGCUGACCAGCCUGGGGCCUGAACUUCUAAAGGCCCACAGUCCUGUGGUUAGGUCUGGCUCAUUCAGCACCUUUCCUGGGAGGUGGGAGCACCCUUGUGCUCUCUCCAGUCUCCCUUUUCAGGCUCCUCUAGGGCCUAGGAUCUAUGUUGUAAUUUUACUUUUUAUUCCCACAGUUGUAGCAAAGUUCUUACCCAUAAUAAAGGUUGUGAAUGUUC
Molecule: messenger RNA, 3356 nt
Organism: Hippopotamus amphibius kiboko
Lineage: Eukaryota; Metazoa; Chordata; Mammalia; Artiodactyla; Hippopotamidae
Gene: PIAS3
Product: protein inhibitor of activated STAT 3
Exons: 14
Coding region: 560-2446 (628 amino acids)
Biological process (GO): protein sumoylation; regulation of transcription by RNA polymerase II
Molecular function (GO): SUMO ligase activity; zinc ion binding; transcription coregulator activity
Source: RefSeq, a predicted model, not a curated record